Molecule: messenger RNA, 528 nt
Organism: Eimeria acervulina
Lineage: Eukaryota; Apicomplexa; Conoidasida; Eucoccidiorida; Eimeriidae
Exons: 4
Coding region: 1-528 (175 amino acids)
Source: RefSeq, a predicted model, not a curated record
AUGAUAACGGUUUAUUCAAAGCUUCACAAGAACGUAGAGGACAAAAUGUUUCAGAGCUAUUGCUGCAAGCGGGGCUGGCUAAGACUACACCGCACCGAGCAGAAGAUGAUCAGGCUGAAGGAUGCUCCUCUCCAUGCUGCUGCUGCUGCUGAUACUGCUGCUGAUGCUGCUAAUGAUGCUGAUGCUGCUAAUGAUGCUGAUGCUCGUUACGAUGCAUAUCAAGCGCUUGAGAAAGAAGCACAAGCAGCAAAGAAGGGGUUAUUUGCUGCUCCUUCUUCUGUUAAAGUUGUCCGGAUGGUAGAUCUUACAGGCCCUGCUAAUGCACAGCGUGCUGCAGCACAUCUGCAGCAGCUGCAGCGCAGCAACAAGCUGGAUGCAAUUGUAGAAAAUGUUUAUAAUGCGGGCAGGUUCAAACUCAGAAUACCGUCGCUGCUUCUAAUGGUGUUGCUGCUGCCGCUAGAAGAUGCUGCUGCUGAUGCUGCUGCUGCUGUUGAUGCUGUUGAUGAUUUGGAGGGCUUGAAGGGUUGA